UUCUCUCUAUUGGUUUGAGAUAUCUUCCCUGAAUAUGUCAAAUGAUGAGAGCCCUUAUAGCCGUGAUGGCAAACGUAUAGCACGUGUGUCCCAGCUGGCACGCAGAGCCCUCUCUGUGGGCACGUGAGCCAUCACCCAGCUCAGCUCCACCAUUGUCGUGUCCCACUCCUCCGCUGACGGCCGGGUCAGGGAAAUCCGAAUCAGGCUUGCCUCUGCAGCUCUGCCCAAAGUCCUAGCAAAGUCCUCAGAGCAGGCAGGAGACCAGUAAGUGACUUCAGCAAGAUAAGUUCGACUUUUGCCUGACUCAGAGACUGCCAGAAAGCAGAUCCUUUAUAUAGGCCAUGGGGUGUGGCUCCAUGACUCAGCACUCAUUAAGGCCUGCCCCUCCCUUCCUUCUGUUGCCUCCGCCUAUCCAAUCUUCUGAUGCGAGGAUCACUCCAAUCAGCUGUUGGUAAUAAACCCUCCUCAGGCUCACAUGCUGUGGAGGAGGGGGAGGGGUCUAGCUGCUCCGUUUGCCUGGGCAUGGAGUCAGGGCUGGGGCAGGGAGGUGCUCCUUCUUCUGCAGUUUGUCUGGGCAUGGAGCCAGGACUGGGGCCGGGAGGCAUACAUUCCUCCGUGUUCGGGAGCAGAUAAGAAGGCCCCGGCUGCUCUGAGGGCGGGCAAGACACAACAACCAUAUAUAUUGUAAAUAAAAAUGAAAUCAGUGACUACUUAUGGUUUGCUUGUUGAGUGUUUUUGGUUUGCUCUAUUUUGUGGAUCUGCUACACAUUUAUUGGCCGAUAGUGUUUAUCAUAAGUGGGAAAAAUUAUACUUAGUUCAUCAUUGGCCAGUGACUGUAUGCAUGAUGAAUGAAAAUGAAUGCAAUGAUCCACCAAUGUACUGGACAAUCCAUGGACUCUGGCCUGAUAAAACUGCAGAAUGCAAUAGAAGUUGGCACUUCAAUAUAUCUGAGCUUAAGGAUUUCAUGGAAGACAUGAAAGAAUAUUGGCCAGAUAUACUACAUACAAACCAUACUCAUUUUUGGAAACAUGAAUGGGAAAAACAUGGGACAUGUGCAGCUGAAUUAGAGGCUCUUAACUCACAAAAAAAGUAUUUUCAGAAGGCACUGGAACUCUAUAGAAAAAUUGACUUUAACAGUUUUCUCUCGAAAGUUGGGAUAAAGCCAGGCUCUACCUACUAUCAGCUGACAGCCAUCAAAGAAGCUCUUGAAAGCUUUUACAAUAUAAUGCCAAAGAUUCAGUGUAUUCCUCCUGAAGAGGGACGGCUACAAGUAAUAGGCCAGAUUAAAUUCUGCUUUACCAAGGAGUUUACUCUGAGAAAUUGUACAGAGGAACAAUCUGGUUUAUCUUCUGCGCUUGAAGAUGACUUUUUCAGAACAGAGGAUCUAUCAGUUUGUAAUGAUACUCUGACUUACUACCCUUCACAUAUGAAAACGUACAAACAUUUUGUUGCAAAUGUUGUUGUAAAUUAGGAAAUUUGAACUUUUUAAAAUUCUUGUGGGGAACAAUUAUGCAUUGGAUUUAUAAAGCAGGGCCAUCUGUGAAUGGUGUUCUUUGUGUUUUGAUUGAUGACUGCUUGUUUCGUUAAAAUUGCCAUCCAUAUUAUAUAAUGUACUCUUUCUUCAAUAAAAUUGGUUUAUUUUUCACUUUU
Messenger RNA from Ahaetulla prasina, 1650 nucleotides. It is a transcript of the gene RNASET2, whose product is annotated as ribonuclease T2. Bases 695 to 1471 code for a protein of 258 amino acids. The transcript is spliced from 10 exons. The record is from RefSeq and is a predicted model, not a curated record. Gene Ontology annotation, cellular component: extracellular region. Gene Ontology annotation, molecular function: RNA binding; ribonuclease T2 activity. Gene Ontology annotation, biological process: RNA catabolic process. NCBI's taxonomy places the organism in Eukaryota, Metazoa, Chordata, Lepidosauria, Squamata, Colubridae.